AUGGCAAUGCAUGUUGAUCCUGUAAGUGACCAUGAUGAUGACCUGGAGGAAGAGGAAGAAAAUUAUGCUGAAACUUUUAGCAUAGACAACUUGAAACAACUUGCUCUCUCCAUGAUAAUGAAGCUUAAAUCUACUGCUGCUGUGCCUUUUACUGUAAUUGAACAUGUCAUACGUGGUACAAAGGUUAUGUUCCAAGACACCCUUACAACACUUAAGCAUAAUAUGUUGCAUGUAAUGCAAAUGCACGAGGUUGAUACAACGUCAGACGAUGUUCAACGUCUGUGCGCAAAGUUUUCAUCUUUCGAAAACCCAUACUUAGGUAUUGAAACACCAAGGCAACAAAUAAAUUACAUGGUUGACAAUCUUAUGUUGGUUCUUCCAAAAGAGAUAGCAUUGGGCACGCGGGUAGAUCAGGUAGAAGAUAGGAUUACUGGAGAAUAUGUACCGAAGGUAGUAACAGAAACAUUUCAGUACAUCCCAGUACUAGAUGUUCUUAAGCUUGUUCUUAAACCAGAAGUCCAAGGCCUAAUUGAUAGAGAAAAGACCUCGCCACCCGGUUAUCUUAGAGGAUUCCAGGAUGGGCAGCAAUACCAACAACAUGGUAUUUUUAAAACCCACCCUAAAGCAUUGCGACUUCAGCUUUUCUACGAUGACGUAGAAGUUACAAAUCCCCUCGGUAGCAAGACAGGCAUCCAUAAAUUAGGUCUCUUCUACUACACGAUUCAAAACCUGCCUUUUAACGUAAAUACUUCCAUGAAUAGUGUGUUUCUUUUAGCUGUUUGCUAUACUUCUGAUAUAAAGAAGUAUGGCUUCCAGCCAAUCCUUGAUCCCUUCAUCAAGGAAAUAAAACAACUGGAAAGUGACAGUGGGGUCAAACUUCAUUGGGAUGGUAGUGUUUGCGAGGUUCAUGGUACUUUGGUCUCGUACAGUACAGAUACCUUGGCUGCACAUGAAUUGCUGGGUUUCUUGAGUCCGUCUGCUAAUUUGCUAUGUAGGUUAUGCAAGGCAACCCGAGAGACGAUCCAAAUCUAUUUUGAGGAAGAUGACUUUGAACAGCGUGAAAUAGAUGACCAUGAUGACUCUGUUGAAGCUGCUGCCCUUCUCCGAAAUGGAGAUUCUGGGACAGGUGUCCGCACUUCAUGCUCGUUAAACAAUUUGCAGAACUUCCACUGUGUUACAAAUUAUAAUCUUGAUGUGAUGCAUGAUAUGCUUGAAGGUGUGUGCCCCUAUGAAGUAAAGCUUUUGCUUAACCACUUUACAUUCUCUGAGCAGUUCUUCACAUUGUCAAAAUUGAACCAACGUAUAAGAUCUUUCCACUAUUCCAAAACUGAUAAGAAGAAUAAACCAACUGUUCUAGCAUCGGAUCGAUUGCGAAACAGCAAGGACCAUAAAUUGGCGCAAAAAGCAGCACAGAUGUGGUGUCUUGUUCGAAUGCUUCCACUUCUUGUUGGAGAUCUAAUUCCACAAGGGAAUAUUCACUACAGUCUGUUGCUAUUGCUCCUUCAAUGCAUGGAUAUCAUAUAUGCCCCUUUGGUCGCCUUUAAGUCAAACUGUUUACCUGAAGCACUUGAUUGCUGA
Paramuricea clavata is the source of this 1578-nucleotide messenger RNA. The record is from the annotation of a GenBank genome assembly. NCBI's taxonomy places the organism in Eukaryota, Metazoa, Cnidaria, Anthozoa, Malacalcyonacea, Plexauridae.